UUGCAUUUUGCAGAAGUGUCGCAAGAUUUGCAGCGACAUCACAUGUGAAGGUAUUUGCGGUAUUUGUCUUUGACACUGUCACUACGCGAGAGUGCGUAGGAUCAUUCACAGUUGUUGGUUUGUGCACGAUUCUUUCGUGUUUGUAAUCAUUCGUCGUUAACGCUGACGCAGUGGAAAACACUCUCCCGAACUCUGAUGAAUAUCUGCUUGAACCUGGAAGCAUAGGUGUCAAUAAGACAGAAUAAGUAACUUUAAUUUCCCUGUUACUUUUUGCACGGUCGGUGAUGCUGAGGCCAGCAGUUACCUUCUAGACGACAGCAAUGGCUCGGACUUCAUCCAUCGUCACCAGUAUUGGAAUCGUUUGUUUCGGAGAUGUUCCUCGGAAGCGAAGUCAUUCUGUGCCUUGCUUUGAUGUCACUCGUCUCUGGAAGCGACACUCUGCCUCCGACAUGCGAUAGCAACAUAUACUGUUAUGGAGAAUUGCUCCACACAGUGCAGAUGGCCUCAAUUUUCUCCGAUUCGAAAACAUUCGUGGAUAUGAAAUUGAAAUAUCCUCCAAAUGAGACGCUCCAACGUUUUGAUGAAAUGAUGAAUCGAACAAAGAAAAAUCCUACACGUUUUGAUAUUGAAGUUUUUCUAAAUGAUACAUUUGAACCAGCUGGCUCUGAAUUUGAGGAGUGGGAUCCAGAAGAUUGGGUUGAGCAUCCUGCAUUUCUUGACAGAAUCCAUGAUCCAGAUUUGCGUGACUGGGCUAGAAAAUUGAAUUUGUUGUGGAAGUUCUUGGGCAGAAAGAUAAGAACUGAUGUGAAAAAUAAUCCUGAUCAUUAUUCAAUUAUAUAUGUGCCAAAUCCUGUAAUUGUCCCUGGAGGGCGAUUCAGAGAGUUCUACUAUUGGGAUUCUUACUGGAUUGUAAGGGGCCUUUUGGUGUCACAGAUGUAUAAUACUGUUAAGGGCAUGUUACAUAAUUUAUUAUCAAUUGUUGACCUUUAUGGAUUUAUUCCAAAUGGUGGCAGAAAAUAUUAUGCUAUGCGCUCACAGCCUCCACUACUUAUUCCUAUGAUAAAAAGUUAUGUUGAUGAGACAAAGGAUAUUGACUUUGUCAAGGAACAUAUUGUCACCAUGGAGAAGGAGUUUCAACAUUGGAUGGUCAAUCACACCAUCAAAAUAGAAAAAGAUGGUGUUCAGUAUAAAUUGGCGAGAUACUUUGAUCUGUCCUCAGGACCUCGACCUGAGUCAUACAGAGAGGAUUACACAAGUGCCCAAAUAUUCAGAACAGCAGAAGAAAAGGAAGCAUUCUAUUCAGAGCUAAAAACUGCUGCUGAAUCGGGUUGGGAUUUUUCAACUAGAUGGUUUAUUUUGAAUGCAACAAAUAAGGGAAAUCUUACAAAUCUUAAAGUGAGGUACAUUAUUCCUGUAGACUUAAAUUCAAUAAUAUUUUGGAAUGCAAAGAUACUUUCUGAUUUUUUUAUGAAUGUUGUUAAUGACGCAGAAAAGUCUAGUAUGUAUGAAGAAAUUGCUGAACAGUGGAAGGAAGCAGUGACCAAAGUUUUAUGGCAUGAGGAAGUUGGUGCUUGGUUGGAUUACGACACAAUCAAUGAGAUCAAGAGAGAUUAUUUCUACCCUUCAAAUCUGGCACCGUUGUGGACAGGCUGCUACUAUCAAAGUGAUAUGACUAGUGAUCGUGUGGCAAAAAUUAUGAAAUACUUGGAGAAAUCGCAAAUUAUGACAAAUCAAGGUGGUAUACCUACGACAAUGGAGCACAGUGGUGAACAGUGGGACUAUCCAAAUGCUUGGCCCCCUCUUCAGUAUAUAAUGAUCAUGGGCCUGAAUGCUACUGGGGAUGACUGGGCGAAAGCACUGGCACUAGAGUUGACAGAGAGGUGGGUACAUUCCAACUACAAAGCUUUUAAUUCAUCAGAAGCAAUGUUCGAAAAGUAUGAUGCAACUGUCCCUGGAGGUUAUGGAGGUGGUGGAGAGUAUGAGGUACAGCUUGGGUUUGGUUGGACAAACGGCAUUAUACUGGAAUUUCUUGAUAAAUAUGGUGACAUACUGCAGCCCGAAGACCAGUUCAACAUACAGGCUGCUAGACUGGCAGGUGUAGGCAUCAUGUCAGCAGCAACAAAUCUUGUUUUAGUCUGUCUUUCAGUGGCAUUUCUGUUAAGUAUAUGAUUUUUCUUUUAGAUUAUUGAAAUUAAUAUGGCCAAAUGUGACAGUAAUGAAUUUUUUUCUCCAAAUUCUGUACAAAGGAAUGUUAGAAGCAUCCAUAAAAAGCCUUGUAGGUUUUAAAAAUGUUGCUACUCUUCCCCCUCAAAUGAGAAUGUUUGUGUCACUUGCGUAUAAGUGUUAAUUUAUUAUUUCUGAAGAUCGUGUGUUCAUCUGUCUUAAAUUAUGUGGAGACUUGUUAAUAUUGUUGGUUUAUGUUUUCCUUUGUCUGUUGUCAGCAGCUAAGAAAUGAGCUAUUUUGCCCUUCAACAAAGUAUUUGUUACAUGUCAAAGGUGAUGUUCACAAUUGCUAUUUGUUGAUUCGAUAAAUCAUAGGUGAUAAGAGUUUAAUUCCUCUUAUGUCCUAUGUCAAACUAUGUUAUUUAUGCCAUUGUUUAACUGGCUCAAAAUUUGUCACCUCUGCUGUUAAUGCUGUGAUGUAGUCAUAAUUUUAAUGUAUCUUGGAAACUGCAGGUCUAAUAGGGCCUACAUACAAAUUCAUGGAAGUUAAAUUUUUGCUGAAAAAUUGAUGCUAAUAAUAAAUCUGAACAGCAUUUGUGGACUAAGUUAGUGUAUUUAUUGUGAUGCCUGUUGGUUUAAUGCAUUCUGAUAAAUAUCUGAGUUAUGUUCAGUUUGGAGGAAAUGAGGAGGUGGCAAAUUGUGAUCAGUAUUAUAUCCCAGUCAUAAGAUGCCCAAUUUUGCCCCAGACUUCUGGUAAAUAGUAUUUCCCAUACCAAACUUGGUUAUUCAAGUGAAAAGGCACAAAAUUGCAAUCUAAAAGCUUCUGUAUCAACCCAAAUAACGGCAUCCUUUUUCCACGCACUCCCACAUGAAGUGAAGCUAGACAAGGCCAUCUGUGAAGAUAAAUGAUAAAGACAGCCUCGCAGAGUUAGAAGUUGACAGAGUAAUACUUGCGGCUGCAGUGUUCUCAGAUUAUGGGAUGCUUGCUGCAUGUGGGAGUAAUAGUGGGAGGGGAGGCAAGGUUAUCAAUAGCACCAGCAUAAUGUCACUUGCUUUAGAUUCAUUGGUUAGUACUGUAGCGUGUGCUUUGUAAAGAAACGGUUUUUUUUCCAUCCUCUCCUGACGAAGUGAAAUAAUAAUUACUUGCCAGUAUUUCAAUAGAUAUUUUUGUGUUAAUGAUUGUUUAUGUACUGUUGCCCUGACAUGAGAAAUGUACCCUUGUGUUCUGACUGUCUGCAGUUUUAUUUAUUUUAUUGCCAGCUGGCAGGUAUUAUCUACUCCCAAAAGACAAGGUGCCUGUAUUUAGCCUCCCGGAGGUAUGUUUUACCCCUCAGCAAUCGUUGCCUUUGAAUAGCAGAGUUUUUAAGUAUUAAUACAGAAGUCGACUGUUUAUGCUGCCGUCAUUAUGCAAGAUUUCUUUUAUGAUGUGUUGUCCUUUCUUUGUACUUAUUUUCCAUGUAAAUAUUUCACAGAUACAUUUCGAGAUGAUGCUCAAAUUAUAUAAUUAUUUAAGAAGAAAAAUUGGGGGUCAAGCUUGCUUGGUAUAGGCAUCAGUUUAUACUUACCUCUAUUCUUCACUCCACUUUUUAUACCAUUAGUUUUGCCUUGAACAAAAUUAAUACCUUAAAAUAUUAAUUAUCACAGAGUUGUUCCAUAUUAGUAUAGGUCUGAAACUGAAAACAGUUGUAUGUAACAUUAUUUUUAUUAAAAAUUUGUGGCAUUAAUUCCUUGUAUGCAUGUGAAUUUCAUGUAUGUGAAAUUCAUAUGGAUACUUCCUUUAUUUAUUUAUUUUUUAAUUAAAAAGAUGGAUGUUAUUUUGAACACCACAUACAGUCAGUUUUAUAAUUUCUUUGUUUGUGUAACUGAAGUUUGAUACAGCGGUAUAGAACACUUUUAGUUCUAAAUAUUUGCAGUCCAUAUAUAAAUGAUCAAAAACAUUACACAAGUGUAUUGCAAGUGAGAAAUAAUGUGAGAUACAAAUUUUACAUUCAAUAAAUGUAUAUUUUUGUGCAAUAUUAAAGUGAAAGUUAUCAAAAUUA
This is a messenger RNA of Schistocerca cancellata (South American locust), 4202 nucleotides long. Its product is annotated as trehalase-like. The transcript has 4 exons. Gene Ontology annotation, biological process: trehalose catabolic process. The coding region runs from base 373 to 2169 and encodes 598 amino acids. The record is from RefSeq and is a predicted model, not a curated record. Gene Ontology annotation, molecular function: alpha,alpha-trehalase activity. NCBI's taxonomy places the organism in Eukaryota, Metazoa, Arthropoda, Insecta, Orthoptera, Acrididae.